AUGGGCCAUGACCCUCCCGCCGGCCCAAUGUGCCUACCGAAACACGGAGGAGUUCGAGAUAGUAAAUUUUUGGUCACCCAUUCCGUAACCGACCCUUGCAAAAGUUGCUUAACAACAACGAUUUCGGACCGCGGCGCUUAUCCUUUACACUACCGAGCUACUAGGACGGAAGCCGACUACUUGGAAAUAAAGUGCUAUGAAUACACCAUGCGGCCACCAAGAGCCAACAAAGAUGGCACCAAAGACUUGAUAAAUAGAUUAAUUUUGAGCAUGCACUAUUAUUCUUUGGCCUUUAUCAUGAUAAUUAUUGGCCUUUAUUUUUAUCAUGAUAAAGACCAAAGAUAA
Molecule: messenger RNA, 345 nt
Organism: Diatraea saccharalis (sugarcane borer)
Lineage: Eukaryota; Metazoa; Arthropoda; Insecta; Lepidoptera; Crambidae
Source: the annotation of a GenBank genome assembly